UACGUGGCAGCAGCAGCCGAGCGGCGGCGCGGCCCGGCCCGGCGCUCCCUCCCGCCUGCCCGCCCUUCCCGCGGCCCUCAGCCGAGCGUGAGGCCGGGCCCCAGGCGCGCAGCAGCCGGCAGCGCUCCCGUCCUGCCGCCAUGGGCCAGAACGAUAUCAUGAACACCGCUGAAGACUUCGCGGAUCAGUUCCUGAGAGUGACGAAGCAGUACCUUCCCCACGUGGCCCGCCUGUGCCUGAUCAGCACCUUCCUGGAGGAUGGCAUCCGCAUGUGGUUCCAGUGGAGUGAACAGAGGGAUUACAUUGAUGGCACAUGGAACUGUGGCUAUUUCCUGGCCUCCAUCUUUGUGUUCAUAAAUCUCUUCGGGCAGCUGAGCGGCUGUAUCCUGGUGCUGAGUAGGAACUUUGUGCAAUAUGCCUGCUUUGGACUGUUUGGAAUUAUAGCAUUACAGACUAUUGCAUACAGCAUUCUAUGGGACCUGAAGUUCUUGAUGAGGAAUCUUGCCCUUGGGGGAGGCUUGCUGCUGCUUUUGGCUGAGUCGCGCUCAGAGGGGAAGAGCAUGUUUGCUGGUGUUCCUACCAUGCGGGAAAGCUCUCCUAAGCAGUAUAUGCAGCUGGGGGGCCGUGUGCUGCUGGUCCUCAUGUUCAUGACACUGCUACAUUUUGAUAUGAACUUCUUUUCUAUUCUGCAGAACAUUGUGGGCACAGCCCUGAUUAUCUUGGUGGCAAUUGGCUUCAAGACUAAGCUGGCUGCCUUGACUCUAGUCAUCUGGCUUUUUGGCAUCAACAUCUACUUCAAUGCCUUCUGGACCGUCCCAGCCUACAAGCCCAUGCACGACUUCCUCAAAUAUGAUUUCUUCCAGACCAUGUCUGUAAUUGGAGGUCUCCUCCUCGUGGUUGCACUGGGUCCUGGUGGAGUCUCCAUGGAUGAGAAGAAAAAAGAGUGGUAACAGGAAUAGCAACACUUCUUGGGACAUAAAAUACUAAGUCCAGAACUGAUUCUCUAUGGAUUCAACAAAAACUGCCAGCAUUUUACACAUACAUGUCCCCUUCCUAUUAAAGGCACAGAUGUUUUGAAUUUGAUUUACAGUGGCACCAGUAAUAUAAUAGAUAAAAUCCUAUUUCUUCAAGGAAUGUUGCCUAGGCUUAUUCUAACUUCCUAGAUUUGGAACUAACCCAAGGAACCUGCAUUUUGCUGAUGCUUCAGUGAGUUGCAGUAGAACAGUUGCUGGUUUUAAUGUCAGCAAUGUUUUAAAAUUUGAAAUACUGUGAGCAGAUACAGCUGUAUCAUUCAAUGUGCUGUUGGGUUCUAGCUAUAACUGAAAAAGUGGAUCCCCUUUCUCACCCUCAUCGAAACAGUUUUGUGCAUAAGGAGUUCCAUUACUGGUUAUAGCAUUGCUUAUAAAGGUGGAAAGCAGCAUCCAAAAAAAAAACCCCCAAAAAAUCACUGUUAUUUUGCUGCUCAGAGACCUGUAACUAUAUUUUUGUUUAACAGCAGGGGAGGUCUUUCCUGCCCCCAAACAGAAAGCAAAAAGAAAAGCCUGAAAGUAGUUGUACCUCCCUCUAAGUAAGGAAAGGGAGAGGGUUUUCUAACAUGUCCCAGGCCUGCUCUUGAGGGGAACAAGGGAGAAUCCUGUAUUGCUAAUUGGGAAUCCUGUAUUGCUAAUCAGACUUAAAGAAGGAAGUUGGGGAGAUACUCCUCAAGAGACAUAAUGUUAGAUCCUGUGAAAAUUCUGUGCCAAAACAACUCUUUCCCCAGUUGUCCCUCCUGAAUUCCCAAGAAGGGAGCCAGGUUGUGCUGCAGGUUCCAUAGUAAAAGCUCCUUUCUGCUAUUAACCAGCUACCAUCCAUAUAUGCCCCAAAUCCAUAUCUGAAUUGCAGGUUAUUGGUGAAAGUGUCUUCAGAAUUACAGAAGCUCCCCUUUUCCCCGCACUCAGUACAUGCGAGAUGAGAGCAGCCACUCUUCUAAUCUGUAGUCUUUGCUUCUUAGAUUCACUUCAGUCUGUCUCUCAGCUGUAGAAGUCCCAGCUGACUGAACAGCGGCAGAGCUGGGGUGCUGAACUCCCGAGUGCAGCCCCUGCUGUCUGCUGUCUCGGGGUGCACCUGAGGUGCGUAGGGAGGAAUGUGGAAGUCAGUGGUGUGCUGCCAUAGCCCCGGUUCUCAACCCUGUAUGCAAAUGGUUAUAGCUGAAGAAUGCAAGUGCAUUCACUGUGCAGUGAACAAGCAGCCAGGGAUGUAACUUGUGUGUUCAGAGGGAAGAACUCUUCAGCAUGAUGGUGAGGAGACAGGAAGGCCCUGUUUUCAGCUCUCGGUGCCACAACCUCUGUGCCAUGAACAUGCUUAGUGCUGCUCAGAGGCGGCAUUUUGCCCUCUGCUAGUCAACUAGGUGAACCUCUUUCACUAGAUGAGAAUUCUAGAAAGUGUGAGCCCUACCAACUUGCUUACAUGACAUUGAUUCCUUGCACUGUCUCCCUUGAGAAAGCUGCUCAACUGUUUGUUCAAGGAGUAAUUCAGCUGAAUGUCUCCAGCAGGAGCUAUUUACCAGGGUCUCCUGGUAAGGACACUAACCUGGACAGUUCAGCUUAACGGUUGCUUUUUAGGAGAUGAAACUAGGCAGAAAGAACUGAUGACAAAUAGUGAUUUCAUCAUCUUCAGGGGAAAAUAGCCUAUGUAAUAGCAAGAUGUGGUGCUGCUGAAGGAAACUAACUGGUAUUUGGGGGUAGAUGGGAGGGGAAGCCAGCAUUUAAGGGCAGGUCAUGAAAAAGGUGUUCUUUUUUAAAUAGGUUUUGAAAGAGAAGUUUCCAUCUCCAGUGUUCACUGUGCCUGUCUCUCCAUAGCAAACCAAACUGUCCUUUACAUUACACAUACACAGCACAGGCUGCUUUUUCUCAGUUUCACUGCAGGUCUUACAGUGGUUUUAGACUACAUCAAGGCAACCAUUCUCAGAUACCUUAACUGCUGUUGAUGUCAGUAGCAUUUAUAAAUGGAAUGACAGAAACAACUCCUGUAAGCAGUGCUUAAGUUGGCUUUCUCAGCUUUGUGUCCUGUCUUAACUAAAGAGCUGGAUGACAGACUAGUUGGAAAUACUGACUGGUUUGUGAAAAUAAAGUCCCCUUUCCAACAAAAUACCCCAAGAAAAGGAACUGAAUACUGUCCCUUGCAGCAGAAGUAUUUCAGUACUAAAGGGGCACACUAGGUGAGGGCAUUACAAGGUAUUUCUAGGCAGCACGGUAUGCACUUACUAACUGUGAGUCCUGAUGCAGAAGGUUCUGGUUUCCUACGUACACUGCUGUAUUUGUGCAUCUCCCAAAAAUACAGUGACCUCUCCCCAUGGCUGAGAAGCUCUCACAAGCAGGAUGUCAGCUAUCAAUUGGCUGUGCAAAGUGUUCUGGAAUUCAUUCUGAAUAUAUUUUUGCUCUCUAUGUGGAAAAAUAAAUAAGUAUAAAUUCUCAUUUUAUGCUGUAUUUUGUACCUUAGUUGUGUUUGAAAAUGUUUUGAUUUUUGGAAACAAUCAAAAUAAAACAAUGGCAUCUUUGUAUCCA
Falco peregrinus (peregrine falcon) is the source of this 3542-nucleotide messenger RNA. It is a transcript of the gene SURF4, whose product is annotated as surfeit 4. Gene Ontology annotation, cellular component: membrane; endoplasmic reticulum; endoplasmic reticulum-Golgi intermediate compartment. The record is from RefSeq and is a predicted model, not a curated record. NCBI's taxonomy places the organism in Eukaryota, Metazoa, Chordata, Aves, Falconiformes, Falconidae. Gene Ontology annotation, biological process: Golgi organization. The transcript is spliced from 6 exons. The coding region runs from base 141 to 950 and encodes 269 amino acids.